Messenger RNA from Hordeum vulgare subsp. vulgare (domesticated barley), 2677 nucleotides. RefSeq lists its product as uncharacterized. NCBI's taxonomy places the organism in Eukaryota, Viridiplantae, Streptophyta, Magnoliopsida, Poales, Poaceae. Bases 1964 to 2461 code for a protein of 165 amino acids. The transcript has 6 exons. The record is from RefSeq and is a predicted model, not a curated record.
GCUGCCCCUUCCUCUCCUUUUCCCAUCCAGACCCGAUCAGGCUGGCGGCUGGUAGGUUCUCGCCGGCACCCGGUUGAGCAGAUCCUCCGUUGUAGGUUGCAGCAGCUCCACCAUCGCUACAGGUUGCAGCAGCUCCACCGCCGUUGUAGGUUAUAGCAGCUCGGCGCCAUCUCCAACAGCAGGCGGUUGCUCCACUAGCCCCUCCUCCAUGGCUUCACCGGUGAGCAAGGGGUCCGCGGCUGCCUCUACUGCUGCAAGUUCUCAUACUCUCAAAAGAAAUUCAGAUGACAUGGGGUGGGAGUUGGCAGCCUUGAUCAAUCAUUUAGAUUUACAACGAGUGAAGUGCAAGUUGUGUGGAAAGGAAAUGGGUGGAGGUGUCAAUCGGAUGAAGCAACAUAUUGGGCAUGUAAAGGGACAAGUGACAAGUUGCAAUGUAGCCACACCAGAUAUACAAAAAAGGUGUAAGGAGGCUUAUGAGGCACCACAAAAGAAGAAGAAGCUGAAAGAAAAACAUGAGGAAGAAGUACGAGCUGAGGUUGUCAUUCAAGCUGAUAAUGAUGAAAACAACGAGGAAGAAUUGGAGAAGGUGAACGUCGCAAGUCAGGGCCUAUUGAUAAAUAUGUGAUGCCAAUUGAUCCUUCCAUCCCAUUGAAUAAGUUCCAACAGAACAUAAAUGAUGCAAUUGACAAGGAGAAAGCUUAUAGAGUAGGACAAUAUUUGGCUAAAUGGAUGUACAAGAAAAAUGUUCCUUUCAAUGCUGUAAAUGAUGAUGACUUCAAGCAGUUUUGUGAAGCCCUUGGUCAGUUUGGUCCUAAUUGGAAGCCACCUCCCCAAUAUAUGCUCCGAGAGAAGAUGUUGCUGCAAGAGGUGGAAAGAAUGAAGGAUUUGAUGAAACCACAUGAGCUUGAGAGGGUGGAAACCGGGUGCUCAUGACCGAUGCUUGGACCGACAAGAAAAGAAGAAGUAUAAUGAAUUUGUGUGUGCAUUGCAAGUUAGGGACUGCCUUUCUUCAAUCAAAGGAGGCAUCGUCUGAUGCACACACAAGUCUAUACAUCUUCAAUUAUGUAGUCGAGUGCAUUGAGACAAUUGGUGCUGAAAAUGUUGUGCAAGUGGUGAUGGACAAUGCUUCCAACAACAUGGGAGCAAAGGAGAUUCUCAAAGAGAAAUGGCCAAAAAUCUUUUGGAGCUCAUGUGCAACUCACACCCUUAAUUUGAUGGUAGAAGCAAUUGGGAAGCUAAAGUAAUUUGGUUCUACAAUCACUAAAGCUAAAGCUAAGCAAAUGACAAUUUUUAUUUAUUCACAUCAUAAAACCUUGUCCUUGAUGAGGUCUUUCACCAAAAAAUAGACAUUGUUAGAACGGGGGUGACACGAUUUGCUUCAGCAUUUCUUACAUUGCAAAGCUUGGAUUCUAAAAAGAAAGAACUAAGGGCAAUGGUUUGUAGUGAUGAAUAGGAAGCGUGCAAGCACACAAAAAAGAUGAAAGGAAAGGCAGCUCAUGCCACAAUAAUGAGUAGGGGCUUUUGGAAAAAUGUUUCUCUUUGCAUCAAGGUAUGUUUAUGGGGGUUGUUUUCAUCUAGUCAUAUGUUGGGUUUGUUUUCUCAUAGUUAUGUGACUCAUUUGAUUAUUGAUGUUACCUUGCAAAGUUUUUGAGCCAUUGGUGAAGGUGCUUCGGUUGGCUGAUGCUGAUGGUCCGUCUAUGGCCUCUAUGUAUGGAGAACUAAUAACUGCAAAAAAGGAUAUCAAGAUGUAGAGGUAGUGGUUGCACUUAUGGACGUCAUGGAGACUUUUUAUCAUGAUGAUGGCAUCAAACAAAAUAAGGUGUUUAACAGUGACUUCACCAAGUUUAAAAAGAAAGAGGGUAUGUUCGGGAAGGUGGCUUCCCUGAAAGCAAAGGAGAACGACAAUUUCGAUGUCGCUGAUUGGUGGUAAACUUAUGGAUUACAAACUCCUACUUUGCAACACAUGGCCAUAAGGAUACUCAACUUGACCACAAGUUCAUCCAGAUGUGAACGAAAUUGGAGCACUUUUGAAAUGGUAGAUGCAAAGAGGAGAAAUAAACUAGAUGUGGCUCGUAGGGACAAUCUAGUUUAUAUCCAAUUCAAUGGAAGGAUGAUUGACAAAAGAAAGAAAUUAUCCUCUUCUAGUGAUGUUCUUCUUGGUGAAGAUGCAUCACGAGCACAAGAUUGGAUAUGUGAAGAUGCAUACAUUGGUGAGGAGAUUGAACCCACUACAGGGAUGCCAUACAACAUCAUUGAUGAAGCAAUGGGGACAAGUGAACCUAUGGAGCCUCGUAGGAGUGCAAGAGUUAGAGGACUCCAUGAAGUUGAAGAAUUCGUUGAUGAUGAUGAUGAAUUUGAUCAUGGAAUAAAUAUGGAGGAUGAUGAUAUUGAUUAUGAGUCCGAUGAUGAUGGGGUGAUGGCAACCAAAGAUGAGGAGGAGGAGGAGCCCCAACAACCUUGAGCGAGUUGUCACAAACAUAUUUUGCUUGCUAUUUGUGUGGCUGAACCUUAUGUCCUUGAUCCUUAUUAUCUUAAUCCUUCUAUGUAGUGGCUGAACCUUGUUAGGAUGUUACUUAUUUGUCUAUCUCUAUCUAUGUGGUUGAACUUAUCUGGACCUUGUUACCUAUUCAUCUUGUGAACCUUAUUAUGAAUAUGAAAUAUAUUCGGUAUUCUCAAA